GUGAUGUCAAUAUUUUGUCUAUAAAAAAACAAUGCAGUAUUUGUAAAAUGACUCAAGUACUGAGUCACUUAAAUCACGUUUUAUAUGAUAGCUUCCGUGAUACUUUUUGACGGUACUGUACGCUUUGAACAUGUAUUUGUACGUUCAAAUUUUAUUUUCUACUGUCUCAGUUUUUGAAUUAUCAAAAGCAUAUGAUAAUCUUGCGUUAAAUAGACAAGCUGAACAGAGCUCAACAUCAGCCUCAGGGGACAAAAGAGCCAGUUGGGCGGUAGAUAAUAACACAGAUCAGAAGUUUGAGGUUUGUGCCAGCACAAAACAAGAAAACAUCGUGUGGUGGAGGGUUGACUUAGGGGAAGUAAAAAGUAUCCACGAUAUCCGGGUCUUUAUCCGUAAUGACAGCAAUGACAACACAAUAGUUGAAAAAAGAUUAUGUGACCACGCUGGAUUUUCUCUUUAUAUAUCGAACACCACCUGUGCAGUUAGCCCUAAUGAUGGAUAUCUGUGCUACCAGAACAACGGCACACUGUUCCAAUUGGAAUCAGAUCAUGUGUGUACACGUCAUGGGCGUUACGUCACGUACUAUAAUAGAAGACAAAAAGAAAUCACUGCGGAACUCUGUGAAGUCCAAGUCUUUGGGUGUGCAUCAGGAGUUUAUGGAGAAAAUUGCGAAAUGAAAUGUCCAAUAAACUGCCGGGGCAACCAAUGUGACAUAGUGACAGGGGCAUGUCUACAGUGUACGGACGGUUGGAAAGGUCAACAUUGUGAUCAGAACAUUACCGUUGAGGUGUUUGUGCCUGUGCAGCUACCCUCCACUAGGUCCUCUUCUCAGCUGCAGAUAUAUAGAGCUGCAGUCGGUGUUCUUUUUCUGGCGUUGGUUAUCUUUAUUGGAAUCACUAUAGCUUUAUUUAUAACAGCACGUAAACUAAAAGCUAUGCAAACAAAAGACGGAUACAUAACUCAUAUAACAACUGAGCAAGACAAUGGUUACGCAAGUUUGGAUGUUGAACUAAGUAAUCAGUACACUCAGAUAGGGGUAAAUGGUACAGAGGAUCUGGCCAACUCUCAUCGAUACACUCAAAUCAGGGCGAGUCAGAGACAACCGCAGGAGUCUAGUGAGGCCCGGGGCAGUCAAACCAGUGUCAAAAGUACGGGAGGCCGGGGAGACGGGGAGUCCAGCGGUCAUCAGUAUAGUCAAAUAGGGGUCAACAAAAACAAAAACAAACUACAAGAAUCCGACAGCUCUAAUAAUUACGUCCAUGUCUUAUAAACCAUAUACAGAUCGUCAAACAAAUGAGGGUGUCCCGAAUUCCCAACAAUUUUUGUGUGUGUGAUUUUUUCACCAAAAUAUCAUGAAAUUGAAAAUAUCAUGGAGUCUUACUUUUUAAUGACGAUAACCUACAAAUUAGGACUGCAGUCAAUAUUAUUAGAAUGUUUGCCUAUCUGUAGUCUGUUCACAUGUAUGUCACUGUCAGUUUAUCCGACUGUCAUAUCUUAUAUCUUUAAAACCUUUAGAGGAAGGGUUUACUGUGUUUGCGAUUCAUCAUUUUCCGAAAAAUUUAACCCAUUGUGAAUGCUAUUAUUAUUUUUUUUAAUUGUAAAAAUGCUUACACGAAAUUCAAAUUAAAUUUUAAAAUUUCAAAAUUAAGAAAUCCUGAAAGUUUAACAACGUGAAAUAUUAAAAAGACUUACAGUAUAAAGAGGGAAUAUGGAGAUGACGAGCAAAUGUCUAUAAUACUACAUAGCAAUAGAUAUUGCAUUGGAUGUAGAGAAACCCCUUAAAGCACAAGACUUGAGAUCAGGAGCCAUGGAAUUUAAGAAUCGUCGUAUUUCAUACUGUGAUUGUUAGAUCAUUUUAAUACACUGUACUGUCUACGGAUUCUUUUUUACGUUUUACAUGUAGAUCUAUUCUCGGAUCAUGACAUGAAGCAAUGAGCUUAGGUGUGGUCGAUCGACAGGAGACACUCACUUCUGCAUGACGCCUGAUCCCAACGUUGAUGUCUUUGGAGGUCCAUCUUUGUUCUAGAUGCUCCUGAUUUACAUCGCGCUUCAACAGACUUUUGAACAAGAUAACUGUUUGUUAUCUUUAUAUUGGUCUAAUCAAUGUAAACUUGCUUACCAAACAGCCCUUGUUGAUACAGAGAGCAUAAACAGCCUAAUUGACCUUGAUAAUAGUCUGAAUGAGAAAGACAUAAGUAUUGAUGAUAUUAACAAUAAAUUAACUAAAAUAUAUUUAACAGCUGCAUCUAAAACUCUUCUCUUUUAACCACCAAUACAUAAUCGAAAAAUAAACAAGAAAAAACCAAAACCUUGGAUGUCUAAUGAUAUAUCUCUACUAAAAAGAGAAGUCCGCAAACUUGGAAGAAGAAUUCAAAUAAACCCUAAAGAUUGUAAUUUAUUAAAGGCUUUCGCAAAUGCUAAACGGGAAUUUAACAGAAUGAAAAAGAAAUCAAAACAUGAAUUUUAUAAGACAGUAACUGACAACAUCGACAAUCUAAAUCAGAACAAUUCAAAAGAUUUUUGGAAGGUCCUAAGCAAAAAUAAAAUUAAACAAAACUCAAGUUCUUCCAAUCCAGGACUUCAAGCAUUUAUGAAUCACUAUCAAGACUUAUUGUGCUCUAAGGGCAGUAACUCCUGUGAAUAUGUAGAUAAAUCUGAAAUUCAGAAACUUACUCCCCUUGACUAUCCUUUCACAUGCAAUGAAGUCAAACUUGGCAUUAAAAGUCUAAGAAAUGGUAAAUCAUCUGGACAAGAUCUAAUUCUCAACGAGUUUAUUAAAAGUGGUUCAAGUACACUUCUAAAUAUAUUGACAAAACUCUUGAAUAAAAUUCUUUUUACUGGGAAAAUACCUGAAGCCUGGAAUGCGGUACAAAUAACUUCUAUUUAUAAAUCUGGUGACCCAUGUAACCCAUCGAACUAUAGAGGAUUAAGUGUUACAAGCUGUUUGGGAAAAUUCUUUAGUGGACUUUUACAAUGCCCCUAAAUUCAUACUUGGAAACAAAUAACCUACUGAGUAAUUAUCAAUUUGGAUUCAGAUGAAACCACCGUACCACAGAUAAUAUAUUUAUUUUAAAAACUCUUAUAAAUAAGUAUUUAAAAUGGAAGAAACAAAACAUUUAUGCAUGUUUUGUGGAUUUCACUAAAGCCUUUGAUACAGUUGAUCGUACUUUAAUGCUACACAAACUAUACCAAAAGGGCAUAGGUGGGAAAUUUUACAAUAUAAUAAAUAAUAUGUACUUAAAUACUAAAUAUUGUUGUAAAGAUGAAUCUUACUAUAGUGAACAUUUUAUAGCUACACGUGGGGUUAAACAAGGACAUAGUCUUUCCCCUAUUCUUUUUAAUAUAUUUAUUGAUGACUUCUACUCACACUUAAUUAAUUAUACCACAAGUCCUCCUGAAUUACAAAAUAUUGAAGUUGGACAUUUAUUCUUUGCAGAUGACCUAAUUCUCCUCUCUAAGUACUACAAAAGAAGGUCCUCAAAACUCAUUAGACUGUCUCUCAGAAUAUUGCCUAAAAUCAAAAUUGACUGUUAACUCUGAUAAAACUAAAGCAAUGAUUUUCUCAAAUAAGAAAAUUGACACAACUCAAUAUUGUUUUUAUUAUAAUCAUUCAAUAGUCCAUCAAUGAAACGCUCUUUAUACCUUUUCAAAAUAACUUAUCUGUAAAAACUCUUAAAAUUAUAUACUUCACUUAUUGAACCUAUCAUUUUUUAUGUUUCUGAGAUAUGGAUUUCAGACUUUAAUAUUAAUAUAAACAAUUGUGAUCAACUGCCUUUUGAAAAGAUAAAGCAUUUGAUAUUUAAAGAU
Messenger RNA from Saccostrea cuccullata (small rock oyster), 3804 nucleotides. RefSeq names its product multiple epidermal growth factor-like domains protein 11. NCBI's taxonomy places the organism in Eukaryota, Metazoa, Mollusca, Bivalvia, Ostreida, Ostreidae. The record is from RefSeq and is a predicted model, not a curated record. The transcript has 7 exons. The coding region runs from base 131 to 1267 and encodes 378 amino acids.